Messenger RNA from Oncorhynchus mykiss (rainbow trout), 9247 nucleotides. RefSeq lists its product as uncharacterized. The record is from RefSeq and is a predicted model, not a curated record. NCBI's taxonomy places the organism in Eukaryota, Metazoa, Chordata, Actinopteri, Salmoniformes, Salmonidae. Gene Ontology annotation, molecular function: CCR5 chemokine receptor binding; intermediate filament binding. Gene Ontology annotation, biological process: positive regulation of intermediate filament depolymerization. Gene Ontology annotation, cellular component: intermediate filament.
GCGGUCACACUCCAGGAAGCAAGCAGCCUCACAGCACAUUCUGACCAUCACACACAGGCUUGGAGAGCGAGAGAGAGAGAGACCGAAUCAGCACCUCACACACAUUGCCAGAACCUGCUCGCUCCAGGGUGAGGAAUUCUUUACUUAAAAAAAAUGGAAUUACUCAACCAGCAUUACUAUCUGUCCUCUCUCUCUGACAUGGAGCUCCACCGCCUCCGACACCACCACAGCCACCGGACUGACGACAAGCUCCAGAUGCUGAACCUCAACCAACGCCUGGAGACCUACCUGGGCCGAGUGAGGCUGCUGGAGGAGGAGAACAAGCUACUAUGCCAGGAGAUCCAGGCCCUGAGGGGCAGCGGCCAGGGGGGGCGGAUGGGCCUGGAGGACAAGCUGAGCCUGGCCAGACAAGAGGUAGAGGAAGUCUGGAGGGAGAAGGAUCGGGUGGAGCUGGAGCUAGGGAGCCUGGGUGAAGAGCUCCACGUCCUGGGGCUGCAGAGACAGUGGGAGGCGGACGCCCAUGGGGAGGUGAAGAAGAAGCUGGCAGACAGCAGGAAGCAGAUGGAGGAGGAGAGGAGGGCUCAGAUCUGGUUAGGAGAGAAGGUGAGCCAGCUAGAGAAACAAAUCCAGUUCCAGAUACAAACCCACCAGGAAGAUGUUGCCGGCUUCCAGGCUACACUAAUCCAUGUCAGACCUGCACUGCCACCCCCUCCACCCCAAACGGGCACCCAGCUGCCCAGCCUCCAGGAGCUGGGUGAGGAGUACUCCCAGAUGGCUGUCAGGGCGUGGCAUGAGGCGGCCAUGGUGUUUCAGGGCCAGGUGGACAGCCUGGACGAGUCUCUAAACCAGGCCAGAACCCGGUUGGCCCAGGUGGGCCAGGAGAAGAAUGAGAGCCAGCUGAAACUUCAGGCCCUGGAGAAUGAGCUGCAAUCAGCCCAGGCUAGAAGGCAGUGUCUGGAGAGGAGUGUGGCCAAACAGAGAGACAUGCAGAGGCAAGAGAUACAAAACCUGCAGGCCCAUCUGGACGUGUUGGAGAUGGAGAAGGGGGCGCUGGGAAAUCAGAUUGACACUCUCCUGACAGAAAGUAGGGGUCUGCUGCAGCUGAAGAUGUCUCUGGGCAUGGAGGUGGCCACAUACAGCGCUUUACUGGACAAUGAAAGUCUGAAGGGGGAUUUCUCUUCAACAAAUCAGCUAAGGAGUACCUACAUCUCUGAUGGAGUGCCCAGCUCCCGAGGGGUUAAGCAAAGCUUCCAGACACAGCUGCCUACCAGUCACAUGAUCAGGCCCAUCUCUACCAUCCAUAGAGCAAGCCCACGAUCCAAUGUGACAAUGAUGUCCGCAUCACCAAUCUGGACUCAAAAUCGGGUAACCCUGAAAGAAACACCUGAGAGUUGUCGAAAGACAGAAGAGCAUAUCGACUUUGGGGUAGGGUCCAACUACCAGGUAAGUUGUUCAACGCCUUACCCCAAAGUACCACAGGACGGAAUUUCAGUCGACCACUUCAGACCCCAAGAUGUCCAUAAAGAAGUCAACUAUGCUGAGCCUCUCUCACCUCCCACUGAAGAGGCAGGAGCUGAUGUUGUAUCUUUGCUUGGAUCUGACCACAAGGAACAAUCCAUGUGGGAUAUGGAAAAGGAGGAAGAGGAUCAGAACAUAGUCAGAACCUGGUUUGCUGAAGAGAAACCCGUUCUGGAAUCUGCCAUGAGUCACCGGGUCGAGACCAGCUUCAGUAUGCCAACUGUGUUCAGCACUGAUGCUCAAGAGCUCUACAGCCCUUCAGUGAGCUAUGAGAGAGCAGGUUCGGUGACAGGGGCACAUUCUGCUUUCUCAGCGAAUGAUGAUAAUGAUGUACCUUUUGAAAUAUCUUUUGAAAAAGAGGAACCUCUACUAGAUAUGCCUUACGGUCCCAUGAAUGCAUCAAAGGAAAGAGAUCUUGAAACAACAAAGAAAGAUGCUGAAUGGGCGGGAAAUGAAGGCUUGGAAUCUGAAACUGCAUCAGUGCUAGAACAAGCAUUUGAGACCUUCACAAGCAGUCAAGCUUUUGAGUAUGGGGCGGGGAAAAGUUACAACAAGUCAAUAGAGCUCAACCAAGAGGACAAUAUGUCAUAUGAAUCUACUCAAGCCUCCCACGGUUCAGAAGAGGCAUUUCGCCAUGUUAAAAGACUGGAGGAAGAUGUUAUUCAUCUCCCAAAAGAGGAUGAAAAUGAUAUGUCUAACAAACAUGAGGAGCAAUUGGAAGAUGAAUUGCACCCCUAUGGGUAUGGUAAGGAUGAUCGUGAAAGAUUAGGAGGAUUCAUUAAGGAAAAUGAUAUGACAGAAAGAAUCGAUAAGUUCAACCAAGAGGAGAUGAUCUCAUCUGAAUCUGCUCAAGCUUCUCACAGGUCAGAAGAGGUAUUUCACCAUGUUGAAAGAGUGGAGGAAGGUGACAUAAAUUUCACAAAAGUGGAUGAUGAAAAUGAUAUGUCUAACAAACGUGAGGAACAACAUGCACUGAACCCCAAUGGGGAUGUAAAGGAUGAAUGGGAUAGAGUGAGAGGGUACAAUGAAGAGAAUGGAAUUGGAGAAAGAAUGGAUGAUUGGAAAGACGGAAAGUAUCAUAUGAAAGAGGAAGAGAUGUGGAAUAACAGAGAAGCCCAACCCAAUCGGUCUGAUCAAGAAUAUAUACCUUCAAAUGAAGAGAAACUAAAUCAAUUCGAGCAAGAGCAAAUACCUUCAGGCAGAGAGAAACUGAAUCAGUCUGAGACAGAGCAAAUACAUUCAGGCAGAGAGAAACUGAAUCAGUCUGAGACAGAGCAUAUACCUUCAGGCAGAGAGAAACUGAAUCAGUCUGAGCAAGAGCAAAUACCUUCAGGCGGAGAGAAACUGAAUCAGUCUGAGACAGAGCAAAUACCUUCAGGCAGAGAGAAACUGAAUCAGUCUGAGCAAGAGCAAAUACCUUCAGGCAGAGAGAAACUGAAUCAGUCUGAGCAAAGGUAUAUCAAUUCAAACGGAGAGAAACUGAAUCAGUCUGAACAAGAGCAAAUACCUUCAGGCAGAGAGAAACUGAAUCAGUCUGAGCAAAGGUAUAUCAAUUCAAACGGAGAGAAACUGAAUCAGUCUGAACAAGAGCAAAUACCUUCAGGCAGAGAGAAACUGAAUCAGUCUGAGCAAAGGUAUAUCAAUUCAAACGGAGAGAAACUGAAUCAGUCUGAGCAAGAGCAUAUACCUUCAGGCGGAGAGAAACUAAAUAUAUCCGACAAUGACAAAGAGGAUCAUGAUGAGGCAAACUACUGUCAAAAUAAUUCUGUAUCAUGGAGGGCUGAGCUAGAAGGCGACAGCUAUGCUCAGGACAACACACUAGCCGACACACACCCCUUGAUCCGUUACAAGAGUGACGAGACAGAUGUCAACACUCAGGCUUCACACAUGGGCGAGAGUGACUCCAGUGAUGGUGAAGAGGACAGGGAGGUUUGCCAGACAGGAACAGACACCUGGGGCGAAGGCAAGUCCAAACAGUUUGACACCAUGGAAUAUCUGUAUGAAGAGUCAGAAGGGGAUGUCAUAGAUCAGGAAAGUAACAUGGGCUCCACUCACCAAGAGGACAUGGAUGCUAGCCAAACAAAGGAGCAUGCUCCACAGGAGAACGAUGAGGAGAAUGCUGUAGAUCAGUUGAUUCAGGAGGCAGAAGAGGAGCAAUCCUAUGAGGAACUUACAGAACCUGGAGAGUACUCCAUGGUGUGCUCUGAUGAGGACUAUAAUGAAGAAAGAAUUGAUAGAUUGGUGGAGCAAGAGCUAGAGAAUUUAUCUAUAUCCAGUUACAGUGAACACUUUACUGGGCAGAUGAUUGAGAGCGAGUCAGUACUGAGUCUUCAAAUUGAGUCUCACACUGAACUUCCCCAGACACAAGACAUAUUAUACAGUGAGGAGGUAGUGCAGAUACACUCAGAGAGACUGAAUCAAUCUGAGCAAGAGUAUAUACCCUCAGGAGGAGAGAGACUGAAUCAACCUGAGCAAGAGUAUAUACACUCAGAGAGACUGAAUCAACCUGAGCAAGAGUAUAUACACUCAGAGAGACUGAAUCAAUCUGAACAAGAGUAUAUACCCUCAGAGAGACUGAAUCAACCUGAGCAAGAGUAUAUACCCUCAGAGAGACUGAAUCAACCUGAGCAAGAGUAUAUACCCUCAGAGAGACUGAAUCAACCUGAGCAAGAGUAUAUACCCUCAGAGAGACUGAAUCAACCUGAGCAAGAGUAUUUACCCUCAGAGAGACUGAAUCAACCUGAGCAAGUGUAUAUACCCUCAGAGAGACUGAAUCAACCUGAGCAAGAGUAUAUACCCUCAGAGAGACUGAAUCAACCUGAGCAAGAGUAUUUACCCUCAGAGAGACUGAAUCAACCUGAGCAAGUGUAUAUACCCUCAGGCGGUGAGAGACUGAAUCAAUCUGAACAAGAGUAUAUACCCUCAGGCGGAGAGAGACUGAAUCAAUCUGAACAAGAGUAUAUACCCUCAGGCGGAGAGAGACUGAAUCAAUCUGAACAAGAGUAUAUACCCUCAGGCGGAGAGAAACUGAAUCUAUCUGUGCAAGAACACAUACCAUCAGAUGGAGAGAAUCUGAAUCAAUCUGAACAAGAGAAGAUACCUUCAGGAGGAGAGAAACUGAAUCAAUCCGAGACAGAGGAUAUAACUUCAGGCGGAGAGAAACUGAAUCAAUCCGAGACAGAGGAUAUAACUUCAGGUGGAGAGAAUCUGAAUCAAUCUGAACAAGAGAAGAUACCUUCAGGAGGAGAGAAACUGAAUCAAUCCGAGACAGAGGAUAUAACUUCAGGCGGAGAGAAACUGAAUCAAUCCGAGACAGAGGAUAUAACUUCAGGUGGAGAGAAACUGAAUCAAUCCGAGACAGAGGAUAUAACUUCAGGUGGAGAGAAACUGAAUCAAUCCGAGACAGAGGAUAUAACUUCAGGUGGAGAGAAACUGAAUCAAUCUGAGCAAGAGUAUAUACCCUCAGGCGGAGAGAGACUGAAUCAACCUGAGCAAGAGUAUAUACACUCAGAGAGACUGAAUCAAUCUGAACAAGAGUAUAUACCCUCAGAGAGACUGAAUCAAUCUGAACAAGAGUAUAUACCCUCAGAAAGACUGAAUCAACCUGAGCAAGAGUAUAUACCCUCAGAGAGACUGAAUCAACCUGAGCAAGUGUAUAUACCCUCAGGCGGCGAGAAACUGAAUCAACCUGAUCAAGAGUAUAUACCCUCAGAGAGACUGAAUCAACCUGAACAAGAGUAUAUACCCUCAGGCGGAGAGAGACUGAAUCAAUCUGAACAAGAGUAUAUACCCUCAGGCGGAGAGAGACUGAAUCAAUCUGAACAAGAGUAUAUACCCUCAGGCGGAGAGAAACUGAAUCUAUCUGUGCAAGAACACAUACCCUCAGAUGGAGAGAAUCUGAAUCAAUCUGAACAAGAGAAGAUACCUUCAGGAGGAGAGAAACUGAAUCAAUCCGAGACAGAGGAUAUAACUUCAGGUGGAGAGAAACUGAAUCAAUCUGAGCAAGAGUAUAUACCCUCAGGCGGAGAGAAACUGAAUCAAUCCGAACCAGAGGAUAUAACUUCAGGUGGAGAGAAACUGAAUCAAUCCGAGACAGAGGAUAUAACUUCAGGUGGAGAGAAACUGAAUCAAUCCGAGACAGAGGAUAUAACUUCAGGUGGAGAGAAACUGAAUCAAUCCGAACCAGAGGAUAUACCUUCAGGUGGAGAGAAACUGAAUCAAUCCGAGACAGAGGAUAUACCUUCAGGCGGAGAGAAACUGAAUCAAUCCGAGACAGAGGAUAUAACUUCAGGUGGAGAGAAACUGAAUCAAUCCGAACCAGAGGAUAUACCUUCAGGUGCAGAGAAACUGAAUCAAUCCGAGACAGAGGAUAUACCUUCAGGCGGAGAGAAACUGAAUCAAUCCGAGACAGAGGAUAUAACUUCAGGUGGAGAGAAACUGAAUCAAUCCGAACCAGAGGAUAUACCUUCAGGCGGAGAGAAACUGGAUAUAUGUGAGCAAGAACAUAUACCCUCAGAUGGAGAGAAAAUGUAUCAAUCCGAGCCAGAGCAUUUAGCUUCAAUCAGAGAGAAACUGAAUCAAUCCGAGACAGAGGAUAUAACUUCAGGCGGAGAGAAACUGAAUCAAUCCGAGACAGAGGAUAUAACUUCAGGUGGAGAGAAACUGAAUCAAUCCGAGACAGAGGAUAUAACUUCAGGUGGAGAGAGACUGAAUCAAUCCGAACCAGAGGAUAUAACUUCAGGUGGAGAGAAACUGAAUCAAUCCGAGACAGAGGAUAUACCUUCAGGUGGAGAGAAACUGAAUCAAUCCGAGACAGAGGAUAUAACUUCAGGAGGAGAGAAACUGAAUCAAUCCGAGACAGAGGAUAUACCUUCAGGCGGAGAGAAACUGAAUCAAUCCGAGACAGAGGAUAUAACUUCAGGCGGAGAGAAACUGAAUCAAUCUGAGACAGAGGAUAUACCUUCAGGCGGAGAGACACUGGAUAUAUGUGAGCAAGAACAUAUACCCUCAGAUGGAGAGAAAAUGUAUCAAUCCGAGCCAGAGCAUUUACCUUCAAUCAGAGAGAAACUGAAUCAAUCUGGGCAAGAAAAUAUACCUUUCGGUGGAGAGAAAAUUAAUCAAUCCGAGCCCGAGUAUAUACCUUCAGGUGGAGAGAAAAUGUAUCAAUCUGAACAAGAGAAGAUACCUUCAGGAGGAGAGAAACUAAAUCAAUCUGAGCCAGAGUAUAUAACUUCAGAUGGAGAGAAAAUGUAUCAAUCCGAGCCAGAGCAUUUACCUUCAAACGGAGAGAAACUAAAUCAAUCUGAACAAGAGUAUAUAACUUCAGGCGGAGAGAAACAGAACGUAAAUGCACAAGAACACAUACCAACAGACGGAGAGAAAAUGAAUCAAUCUGAGUCAGAGUAUAUACCUUCAGGUGGAGAGAAACUGAAUCUAUAUGUGCAAGAACACAUACCAUCAGACGGAGAGAAACUGAAUCAAUCUGAACAAGAGGAUAUAACUUCAGGCGGAGAGACACUGGAUAUAUGUGAGCAAGAACAUAUACCCUCAGAUGGAGAGAAAAUGAAUCAAUCUGAGUCCGAGUAUAUACCUUCAGGUGGAGAGAAACUGAAUCAGUCUGAGCAAGAGUGUAUACCUUCAGGUGCAGAGAAACGGAAUCAGUCUGAGCAAGAGCAUAUACCUUCAGGUGGAGAGAAACUGAAUCAGUCUGAGCAAGAGCAUAUACCUUCAGGUGCAGAGAAACUGAAUCAGUCUGAGCAAGAGCAUAUACCUUCAGGUGGAGAGAAACUGAAUCAGUCUGAGCAAGAGUGUAUACCUUCAGGUGGAGAGAAACUGAAUCAGUCUGAACAAGAGCGUAUACCUCCAGGUGCAGAGAAACUGAAUCAGUCUGAACAAGAGUGUAUUUCCUCAGAGGUUAUGUAUUCGGUGCACUCUAGGAUUCUAAUGACAUCUGAUCACACAUCUCUUAGAGAAGGUUCAGUAGAAAUAUCCAAAGAAGAAUAUUUGGCUCAAGGUAAGGUAUUCAGUGGGGGACUGGGAACUGAAGCUGUACCAGACAAAAUAGAAGGACAGGAUGACCAGAACCUUUAUAUGUCGACUCAUGCAGACUUCACUGAAAGCCAUUCUAUCUACAGCAGUUUAAACAGCAGGCCUGAGAGUCAAACCGACAUGAACAACUUGGAUAUAGAAGAGUCCAACAGCACAGAUGAUGAGUCACCAAAUGCAAGCCAGUAUUUGCAACCUGUCACCAAAGCAAAUCUAACUGCAGAUCAGGAAGACUUGUUAAAUGUGGCAGUCUCUCACUAUGAGGAUUGCAAUACUCUUAUUGAACAUUCUGCAGAAGAGGUCACUAGCUAUCAGGCAAGUAAUGAAUGUCUUCAGACAGAUGAAUGGGAAGUCUUAGAAAGUCCAAACAAACACCUGGAAUCUGGAGAUCCUUUUGCAGGUCACAAGAGAGACUCCGAGAGAUCAUCCAAAACUGACAGCGAAGGCCAGGACCUCCACAGCUUCCUCAGCUCUGGUGUACACAACAACUUCUGGGGUUCCAAUCUGGAGACAGGAGCCCCCUAUCAACCGGAUGAGACAUAUGACCAUGUGACCGAGCUACCCAAUCAGAACCUAGUCUUGGCUAACAACCUAUCCUGGGUGGAUUUGGAUAAUCCACAGGCAACUAAUUGGAACACAAAGAUGGACAGCGACACACCUGAAGCUUCCACCCUUGAAGAAGAGGACAAACAGAUGCCCUCACAGGUGAAGCAGCUGGUUUGUAAAGAUGUGGUAGAGGGUGUGAAUGUUACUUCUGAAGGUUCUGAAGAUGGAGACUCCUGGUCAUCUGGGGAAGAAUAGGAACAAUUUCAGCAUGGUUUCUAUAAAGGAGAAAAGUAGAAGUAACAAGUGUUACUGAGAGUGUAAAACUAUUUACAUUUUACAGGCUUUGAAUUUGAGCAUUGAUUCACAUUGAUCCUCACAGUGGAAAGUAAAUGAAACGAUAAUUUCAUCCAAACAUGAAUGUACUAUGUCACAGAAUGUCAUGACAAUUCAGUGCUCUCCGGGAUCCUUGGGAUGUCCCUACCCUAAACCCUAACUAUAACCAUAAUCCUUACCUACACCAUUUAAAAUGUCAACUUCAAUGGGGUAGGGACGUCCCAAGGAUGCGAGAUAGCACAGACCGUCAAAUAUUUAUGCUGUUUUCAAAAACCAAAAAGUUGUGCUUGUGGCACUAACCACCAGUGUACCUACUCCAUUUCAAGACAUUGAGGGCCAUUUUUUGUAAGUUUUACAAAUUGAUGUUUGAAUAGCAUUUCUUUAUUUUGCCUCCCCCCUUUGAAGAACAAAAGUAACUUAAUUAAAAACCAAAGAAAGGACAUUUGAAAGUCAAAGCAUUCUGAACUGCCAUUAAUUGAUAGUUGAUUUGAUUGCACUGAUUGAAGGAAAUCAAUUAGAGCAAAAGUGAGAACCAAGGCCUGGGAGCUUGUUUUUUCUAGCAGCAACUGUUAUCUUAACAUCUUAAGUCCAUUUGAUAAGGACUCCAGCUGUGCCUUCAGAAGGUAUUCAUACCCCUUUGACUUACUCCAUUGAAGAGUUAUUUAUGAUUAUCAUUUGAUAUUUCAACUCACACACUACAAGCAGCAAAUCAAAUCAAAUUGUAUUAGUCACAUGCGCCGAAUACAACCAGUUUAGACCUUACAGUGAAAUGCUUACUUACGAGCCCCUAACUGACAGUGCAGUU